Molecule: messenger RNA, 423 nt
Organism: Trichomonas vaginalis G3
Lineage: Eukaryota; Parabasalia; Trichomonadida; Trichomonadidae
Exons: 1
Coding region: 1-423 (140 amino acids)
Source: RefSeq, a predicted model, not a curated record
AUGUUAGAUGAACUAUAUAAAGCAAAAGAUGAAGUCAUUGAAUCCAAAGACAAAAGCAUACAGAAAAGAAUACCGCGUUCAGUACCAAAAGGAAAGGAAAAGAGUUAUAGGUAUAUGAUAUAUACUGAAGAAUUGGAGAAAGAAGAAGAUAAAGAUAUGGUUAUGUUGCAUUUAGUCAGAAGAAACAACAAGAGCUUUUAUGACUUAGCUAAAAUAUAUAAAUCUGACAGAAACUGGUUCUAUCGUGAAAACUUACCGAUUUCAAUGACACCGAAUGAGCAAAUAAAGGAAAUUGUCAAAAAUACUCUUCCUCAAACACACUAUGACAUCAAAGGUUGCACAAUACUUACAUUCAAAGAAGACUUAACAUUACUGAAGGAAAAAAUAACAGAAUAUUUCGAUAACUUCAAAGAGGAAGAAUGA